Messenger RNA from Xyrauchen texanus (razorback sucker), 2816 nucleotides. It is a transcript of the gene ciao2b, whose product is annotated as cytosolic iron-sulfur assembly component 2B. The transcript is spliced from 5 exons. Gene Ontology annotation, cellular component: cytosolic [4Fe-4S] assembly targeting complex. Gene Ontology annotation, biological process: iron-sulfur cluster assembly. The record is from RefSeq and is a predicted model, not a curated record. Lineage: Eukaryota; Metazoa; Chordata; Actinopteri; Cypriniformes; Catostomidae. The coding region runs from base 160 to 639 and encodes 159 amino acids.
CGCUUGCCCUCAUCUUGCUUAGCAGUUUGUACUUUUAUUUGUACGCGAUAUAACAAUACAUAAUUGUAGUGUAUUUGUGUAUCACUCUUAGUGUUUUAUCGUAAAUGAAGCGCAGUAAGACGAGUUCUCUUUUCAGUUGAUUGCUUCGAGUUUAUUAUAAUGUCAGGGGGAACUCGACUAGAAAACGCCAAUCCUCUGAUAUUCCAGCGAUCAGGAGAAAGACUCCUAACUGCCACUGAUAAAGAUGAAGAUGUAGCUGACCCCAUCGAUGACAGGGAGAUCUUUGAUCUGAUUAGAUCAAUCAAUGAUCCUGAGCACCCACUGUCCCUCGAAGAGCUGAAUGUCGUGGAACAAAUGCGCGUUAAUGUGAAUGAUCAGGAGAGCACAGUGUCUGUGGAGUUUAAACCUACCAUCCCACACUGCAGUAUGGCCACACUCAUUGGCCUGUCCAUCAAAGUCAAGCUUCUGCGCUCCCUUCCUGAGAGAUUUAAGAUUGAUGUUCACAUCACACCCGGCACUCAUGCCUCCGAGGAUGCAGUUAAUAAGCAGCUUGCAGACAAAGAGAGAGUGGCAGCAGCUCUGGAGAACUCUCAGCUACUGGAGGUGGUCAACCAGUGUCUGUCCACUAGAAUUAUGUGAUUUAUUUAUUUUCAUUUAUAAUUGUAAUACUCAGCAAACAAUACAAGAUCAGAAAGCCUUAUUUGUAUUUUCAAGAGAGUAUAUUAUUAAUCUUGAUGUUUGCUCAUUGCUCAAAUUGAGUAUUCUUGAAGCAUCCAAGUUGAGUUACAACUGGGGAAGUUCUAUUGAAAUAGGAUCCCCCAUUCUGUUUGCGUUUUCAUAUAAUAUGAGUAAAAAUAUUUGUGAAUAUUUAUUAUAUACAAUAAAAAAAAAAUGUGUUUGGUAAUCUUACAGUAUUUUGACAGCAUCCUAAUACUAAGUAAUAUUCAUUGGAAUGAAAAAUUAUUUGUACAGUACAACUGAGAUAAAACAGUUGCCACUUGCAUAUGUUUUUAAUCACCAGUAUAUUUCACAAUACAGGCUGGGUAACUGUAAAUGACUAUUCUUUGUUUAGAUUUUGUUUACCUACUUUUAGCAUGGUCACAUACUAAACUUAUACUCUGGCUAGUUUUGCAUUAAAGGGAUAGUUCACCCCAAAAUUAAAUAAUUUAUUCACCCUCAUGUCAUUCCAGAUGAGUAUUACUUACUUUCUUCGGCUGAACACAAACAAAUAUUUUUAGAAGAAUAUUUCAGCUCUGUAGGUCAGUGCAAGUGAAUGGUGACCAAAAUUCUGAAGCUCCAAAUGCAUAUAAUAAAAUAAAAUAAACAGCAUAAAAUAAACCCAUAUGACUCCAGUGGUUUAAUCCAUGUCUUCAGAAGAAAUAUGAUAGGUGUGGGUGAGAAACAGAUAAAUAUUGAAGUCCUUUUUUUACUAGUAAUUCUCCUCUCUGCCCAGUAGGUGAUGAUAUGGACGAAGAAUGUGAAUAUACAAAUAUAAUAAAAAAGGACUCUUUUCUCACCCACACCUAUUAUAUCGCUUCUGAAGACAUGGAUUUAACCACUGGAGAAAUGUGGAUUAUUUUUAUACGCUUUUUGGAACUUCACAUGUCUGGUCACCAUUUGCUUGCAUUGUAUGGACCAACAGAGCUGAAAUAUUUUUCUAAAAAUCUUUGUGUUGAGAAGAAGAAAGUCAUACACAUCUGGGAUGGCAUGAGGGUGAAUAAGUUAUGAGAGAAUUUUCAUUUUUGGGUGAACUAUCCCUUUAACACAAAGUCUCUGACACAGACUCUGUAUGACUCAACAAGUUACUCAGCUAUUUUUUAAGGUUUUAUACAUUUUAUAAAGGUUUAGGAUUACUCCAUGGUCUAAUUGAAAGGCAGAAGACGGUCAAAUGAUAAGCACAAUAGGGUGCACAGUGUAUUUAAAUUACACUUGCUUGGCUUUCAAGACACAAAAGUGCUUUCACUGGCAUCAUUAAAAAUGCAUGAUAGAUACCAUUUCAUGUAAUUGAACACUUAUUCAAUAAAGCCUUUUUUUGUAAUUAUCAAACUAGCUAAUGUUGCAAAUGUUUUUCUUUGGUCUGGUCAUGAAAAUAAAAACCAAACUCUUUAUUUAACUCCAUUAAUUUAUGGGCCGUUUUCCAAACAGCAUUUUUGCACCCUUGUAGGAUACUUUGGGAAGGGGAUGCCAAUCAUAGGGUCAUUCCAAACAAAAGUAAGAAUGUUAUUUUUUUUUCACAAAGGACCCUUUCACUUGACUUUUAGUGAAGGCUACAGUUAAACUGUAAUGCCAUGCUCUCUUCAGAGUGCCACAUCAAGAGCUCUGUCUUUCAUAGUAAGGCAUAGGGAUGAUCACUUUCGAUUGGAAUUCACCCAUGAUUACUUAUCUAACAAAGUUGCUAGUAAGUUUACAAAUAAAUAUUGUGUUGCAUUUGAAUGAUAGGACAUGUAUCAUGUCACAUCAGCACAAAAAAAUAACUGGUAUAUUGUCUUAAAACUGUAAAUGCAGUAGACAAUGAUUUUUUUUUUUGUGUCGUCACAUGAUAAAUAUUUCUUCAAAGCUCAAGUAAACGCUAAGAAGGAACAUGUUUUAAAGUCUUACAGCUGUGUGACUAUUACGCUGACAUAUCAAAUGAUGUCUGUAUGUUUUCUGGUGUAAAUAAAAUAUGAGUAUUGUUUUUUUGUCCAAGCACCCUUAUUAGAUAUGCAGUGUAAACAAGUAUAAGCAAGUGUCCUAAAUGUAAUUCUGAUCAAAUUUUCAAAACCUUUUCAGGAAAACAAAGAAUUGUGAAUUAAUUAAAUCUGCACACAUUUCUAAAA